This is a messenger RNA of Melitaea cinxia (Glanville fritillary), 1147 nucleotides long. It is a transcript of the gene ste14, whose product is annotated as protein-S-isoprenylcysteine O-methyltransferase. The record is from RefSeq and is a predicted model, not a curated record. Gene Ontology annotation, cellular component: endoplasmic reticulum; membrane. Gene Ontology annotation, biological process: C-terminal protein methylation. Gene Ontology annotation, molecular function: protein C-terminal S-isoprenylcysteine carboxyl O-methyltransferase activity. The coding region runs from base 1 to 873 and encodes 290 amino acids. The transcript is spliced from 5 exons. NCBI's taxonomy places the organism in Eukaryota, Metazoa, Arthropoda, Insecta, Lepidoptera, Nymphalidae.
AUGAAAAACCAAUGCCCAGCUGCGAAACAUGCUUUGCUAAGUUUUUCGCUUACUGGAUCAGUGUUCCUCGUGUCUUUCUUCUCCUCCAGCUACCUCGGAUUUACGUCUGAACUAUGGGCGCUCACGUACUGGGGUCCGGCGCUGUAUUUCUGCCUUUUAAACUUCAUUUUACGAUAUUCUUUAAAAGGCUUCACAUAUGACGUGGCCGUCAGAUCUGCAUUCCUGGGAUCGGUAUUUGCGACAGGAUUUUAUUUUGCGACAUUUGAUAAUGUGUGUCAUAUAUUUGGACUAUAUGCGAUGGCAUUCUCGCUGUUCCACUUUUCUGAGUUUAUGGCUGUGGCCCUCAGUAACCCAAAGACACUGACUGUAGAUUCGUUUAUAUUAAACCACAGUACGCAAUACUGGGUGGCUGCCGUGUCCAGUUGGAUAGAAGCAGCUAUUGAAUAUUAUUUCUUUCCUAAUAUGAAGACUGCAUUCUGGCUUUCUCACAUUGGUGUUGUGAUGUGUAUCAUCGGGGAGAUUAUGAGGAAAUGUGCAAUGUUCACCGCUAAGACAAAUUUUAAUCAUCAUGUGCAAACAGUCAAAAAACCAGAUCACCAGUUAGUGACGUGCGGUGUGUAUUCAUUUUGUCGACAUCCGAGCUAUGUGGGUUGGUUCUACUGGUCUAUUGGUACUCAGAUAAUUCUGCUCAACCCUGUCUGCAUAGUUGUGUACACGCUAGUAUCCUGGUGGUUUUUUAAAGAGCGAGUGUACGCUGAAGAGAUGUUCCUUAUAUCAUUCUUCGGAGAACAAUACUUGGAGUACCAGAAGAAAGUCGGCACUGGUCUACCUCUCAUCCGCGGUUACAUUCCAGAAGUUGAUGGUAGCUGGUGAAGUUGGACAAGGAUUGAGAGGUUGUAGCAAUGACUAGGAAAAAUAAAGUAAAAAUAUGGUUACUAAGGGUACCUAAUAUUUGACAAAAUUACUAGAAAUAUGACAAAAAACUAUUCAAUCAAUUUGCAAAGUUCACAGUAAAUUUGCAAAUUUUUUGUUUGUGUAAAAUAAAUGUGAAUAUCUUUAGAGGCUUUAUAUAGAGAAAUCUCUUAAUUGUCAUAUCUUAUACUUUGAGAAAUGAAACAAAAUAAUAAAUAAAUAAAAGAAAACCAAA